Messenger RNA from Ficedula albicollis (Collared flycatcher), 1895 nucleotides. It is a transcript of the gene DNAAF11, whose product is annotated as leucine rich repeat containing 6. Gene Ontology annotation, cellular component: cytoplasm. Bases 1 to 1470 code for a protein of 489 amino acids. NCBI's taxonomy places the organism in Eukaryota, Metazoa, Chordata, Aves, Passeriformes, Muscicapidae. Gene Ontology annotation, biological process: outer dynein arm assembly. The record is from RefSeq and is a predicted model, not a curated record. Gene Ontology annotation, molecular function: protein binding. The transcript has 12 exons.
AUGUGCAUGUGUGAAGCCAAUCCAAGACCACCAAUAAAACUGGAUGAUUUCACAAAACCUCCCCGAGACAAAGAAGUGAAGAUCACUGAAGAACUUGUUAGAAGACGUGCAGAACAUAAUAACUGUGAAAUUUUUUCACUGGAAGAAAUUUCUUUACAUCAGCAGGAAAUAGAAAAGCUAGAGCAUCUUGAUAAAUGGUGUCGAGAUUUAAAAAUUCUCUAUCUUCAGAAUAACCUAAUUCCAAAAAUUGAAAAUGUGGGCAAACUAAAGAAGCUGGAAUAUUUAAAUGUAGCUUUGAACAACAUUGAAAGAAUUGAAAAUCUGGAAGGCUGUGAAGAAUUGAAGAAACUUGACCUGACAGCAAAUUUUGUUGGUGAACUGUCCAGUAUUGAAUCCCUAAAAUGCAAUAUUCAUCUGAAUGAAUUGUUUCUAGUGGGUAACCCAUGUACUGAAUUUGAAGGUUAUAGACAAUUUGUAGUGGCAACUCUUCAUCAAUUAAAAUAUUUGGAUAGCAAAGAAAUAGAACGUUCAGAGAGGAUUAAAGCACUUCAAAACUAUCCAGAAGUGAAAUGGAAAAUCAGAGAACAGGAACGAGCUUACCUUCUCAAAAGGGCCAGAGAAAAGGAAGAGGCUCUAAGAAGUAUGCAAGAAAAAAAGGAUGAGAAACAGAAACAGAUGGGGUCUAAGCUUGGAUUUGACAGCCCAGACUCGCCACAGGAAAAAUCCAACCAGGUAGAAGGAGAUGGAGAGCAGGAAAGAUGCAGAACAGUUGACAGUGACGAUGAAGACAGAAAAUUUUGGGAGGAGCCUACACCAUACACUCCAGAAUCUAGAUUAGAAACUCACAGAUAUAUUGAAGAAAAACGGAAAGCUAAAGAAAAUAUAAGGGAAUCAAAAAAGAGAGAGAAGACUGCUUGGACAUUAGUCACUGCAGAAGGAAAAGUUCUGAAUGUGAAUGUGCCUAAGCUUCAUUUCUCUUUGAAAGAUGAUGAAGAAAACAACCAGAUCAUCUUGGAUCUUGCUGUUUACAGACAUUUGGACACUUCUUUACUUGAUGUUGAUGUGCAGCCAACUUACAUCCGAGUACUGGUGAAGGGAAAGCCAUUUCAGCUUGUGCUCCCUGAGGAAGUGAAGCCAGACAGCAGCUCUGCUAAAAGAUCACAAACAACUGGUCAUUUAGUUGUCACCAUGCCAAAGGCUAAAGAAAUAAUCCUGGCUAAGCAAAAAGUUUCAGCUUCAAUUAAACAUUCUGACUGCAAUACACAGCAAAAAAACACAAGAAGGAGUGGACAAGUUGAGAAGUUAGAAGUGGAUCCUAGUAAAUAUUCAUUCCCUGAUGUGACAAAGAUAAUCCAAGAAAAGGAACGAACUGGACGGGGACCUAUAGAGCUCCAACCACAGAAGGUUACAGAGGUUAAGAAGAGCUGUGUUGAUUUUGAAAAUAAUGAAGAUGUUCCUCCCUUGAUUUGAAGCAUUCCAAAAUAUCUACUCUUUAAGUAGCAUGAAUGAUUGUGUUGAAUUCAUGACCCUAUAAGUAAAUAAAAUAAAAUAGAGCUGAAUCUGGCAAUAUCAUUACAUUCCUAUCAAUAAUUGUUUAUCCUGGUGGUUUUGGCUGCAUUUUCUGUUAGUAUAUUGCUAUAUAAAUUCCUUUUUCUAGAUUGUUUACUUAGUAACUCUGAAGUUAGAAUAGGGGCCUUUUAUCAGAGAUUGUCAUUUCUUCAAACAAAUUGCUGUCUGGGUUGAGAGAUGACACAUUGCUGCAGAAAAAGAGAAAAGGAAGGAAGAAAGCACUUGUAACAAGAUUUAUGAUUUUUCUCAUUAAACUAAGGGUAGGAAAAAUCUCUAUGUAUUCCUUCAGUGUUUUCAUUUUCAUGACAGACAGCAGUAGAAGGAAA